Molecule: messenger RNA, 4072 nt
Organism: Vollenhovia emeryi
Lineage: Eukaryota; Metazoa; Arthropoda; Insecta; Hymenoptera; Formicidae
Gene: ptc
Product: protein patched
Exons: 11
Coding region: 1-3630 (1209 amino acids)
Biological process (GO): smoothened signaling pathway
Cellular component (GO): plasma membrane
Molecular function (GO): hedgehog family protein binding; hedgehog receptor activity; smoothened binding
Source: RefSeq, a predicted model, not a curated record
AUGCAAUCGAUUGAUCUGGAACUCGAAGGUGGAAGGUUGCAAAAGGAGCUCACCUACGCGUCGGAAGUGCUCGGCGAGACAACCGCCUCGACUCACCAGCUCGUCAUCCAGACGCCGAGGCAUUCCGGGGCGAAUAUCCUGCACCCGGCCGCGCUUAGGGAACACUUGGCAGUGCUGGAGGCUGCGUUGGAUAUAGAGGUGCACCUGUUCGAUAUCACGUGGAAGCUGAAGGACUUGUGUUACGCGCCGAGCAUACCCAACUUCGACAUGCACUACAUCGAUCAGAUCUUCGAAAGUAUUAUACCUUGCGCCAUCAUCACCCCGCUCGAUUGCUUCUGGGAGGGUAGUAAACUCUUGGGCCCGGAGUUUCCCGUUCACAUACCCGGUGUGAAGAACAACAGACGCGUUAAGUGGACGAAUCUCAGUCCCUCGACAUUGUUGGACGAGAUACAGGUCUUGGUUGAGUCCAGCAAGUUUCCGUUUAAAACGCUCGAGGAUUACAUGAGGAGGGCCGGGAUAACGAACGGCUAUCAGGGCAAGCCCUGCCUGAAUCCGGAGGAUCCAGAAUGCCCGGAAACCGCACCUAACAAACUAUCGAAAAAGGUACCUGACAUAGGGGUCGAACUGACAGGUGGCUGCUAUGGAUUCGCGGCCAAAUACAUGCACUGGCCGGAGGAGCUGGUGGUCGGCGGCGCCAAGCACAACAAGACGGGCCACUUGACUCGCGCGGCCGCGCUGCAGACCGUGGUGCAGCUGAUGGGCGAACGCGAGCUGUACGAUUUCCUGGCGAACACCUACAGGGUCCACCAUAUCGACUGGACGCAGGAGAAGGCGGUUAAGGUUCUGGAAACCUGGCAGAGGAUGUUCAGCAAUGAGGUGAAGAAACUGGUGGAGGUCAACGGGUCGGCGCCGUACAAUCUGUACGCUUUCAGCACAACCACCAUGAAUGACAUCCUCGGGAAGUACAGCGAGGUGUCCGUCAUGAAGAUCGCGAUCGGUGGCGUACUCAUGGUUAGAAAUAGCUCCAUAAUUAACGAUUUGCUUUAUGCCGGCGUAGCCCUCUUUCGUUGGAAGGAUCCGGUGCGUUCGCAGUCCGGGGUGGGAAUGGCCGGCGUGAUGCUGAUCUGCGCCACAAUAGCCGCAGGACUGGGCUUCUGCGCGCUUCUAGGGAUCUCGUUUAAUGCCACCACGACACAGAUAGUGCCGUUUCUCGCCCUCGGUCUGGCCGUACACGACAUGUUCCUGCUGACGCAUACGUAUGCCGAAUUAUCGGUAAACGAGGUACCCAGCAGUGAACAAACGGGAGUCGUUCUCAAGCGAACCGGCCUGUCGGUGCUGCUGACAGGCCUCACCAACGUCGCUGCCUUCUUCGCAGCGGCGAUAAUCCCGAUCCCGGCCCUCCGAACGUUCUGCAUACAAGCUGGUAUUUUGCUGCUGUUCAAUUUGGCCGCUAUGCUGCUGAUAUUCCCCGCGAUGGUCAGCCUGGAUUUACGGCGUAGACGUUCCGGCAGGAAGGACAUUCUCUGCUGCUGCUUGCCGGCGCCCAAUCUCGGGAAAAAUAAAUACUCCGUGAAAAGCAACGGUACGGUCAAGCAGACAGUUACCAGGGCGAUACCGCCUGAGAGACGGGAGACCUGUACGCAGAUCUUAACGCCACAGAAUACGCAGAACGAAUCCUGGAUAGGUGGAAAUAUUAUCGACGCGGAACUGGAUAAACAGUGCACCGAGGAGGACGCGCUAACCGGCUGUUCGCAAGAUGAUUGUCUGAGCUUUUCUCUGACGCAGCUCGCGUCUCGGCAUUACGCACCCUUUAUCAAUCGACCGGCUACCAAAGUGUUCGGCAUGAUAAUCCUGAUUGUCGUGCUGGCUGGCAGCAUAUGGGAGGCGAUACGCCUACGUGACGGCCUAGAUUUGACCGACCUGGUGCCGCAGAACUCAAACGAGCACGCGUUUCUGUCGGCCCAGGCGAAACAUUUCGGCUUCUACAGCAUGUACGCGGUCACCGGCCGAGAUUUUGAGUAUCCGAAUAAUCAGCGAUUGUUAUACGAGUAUCACGACGCCUUCAUGCGGAUCAAGAACGUCAUCAAGAACGACAAUGGUGGUCUGCCCGAGUUUUGGCUUGGUAUGUUCCGCGAUUGGCUGAAGGGUCUGCAGACGGCAUUCGACAAGGACUACGAAAACGGCUGCAUCACCCAGGAAAGAUGGUUCUCGAACGCCAGCGACGAGGCAAUCCUGGCGUACAAACUGCUCGUGCAGACCGGUUAUGUUGACAAUCCAAUCGACAAAACGCUGAUUACUGAGGUGCGACUGGUCGAUUCGGAGGGUAUCAUCAAUCCACGCGCCUUCUAUAACUACUUGAGUGCAUGGGCGUCCAACGACGCGCUAGCUUACGGUGCUUCGCAGGGGAAUCUGAGACCCGAGCCACGCCAGUGGAUCUACAUUAAUGAUCACGAGCUCAAGAUCCCUAAGAGCAUGCCGCUUACCUACGCACAAAUGCCAUUUUACUUGCACAGGCUCACGGAUACGCAAGAUAUCACACAGCUGAUCGGUAGUGUCCGGGAAUUAUGCAAGAAGUUUGAAGAACGCGGUUUGUCGAAUUUCCCGUCCGGCAUACUGUUCCUUUUUUGGGAACAAUAUAUGAAUCUGAGGAGCUCCAUGGGCAUUGCUCUUCUAGCUGCAUGGGGUGUGAGCAUCGUGGUGAUCGGAUUUCUCCUGUUGAAUAUAUGGGCCGCCGUACUGGUCGGCAUCUCUCUUCUCAGUGUUAUCGCACAACUACUAGGCAUCAUGAGCCUGCUCGACAUCAAACUGAGCGCGGUGCCUGCCGUACUGCUAGUGGUUAGUGUGGGCAUAGCUGUUCAUUUUACGGUGCACAUCUGUCUGAGUUUUGUUACCAGUGUAGGCAGCAGAGACCGCAGGAUGCGGUUAGCUCUGAAACACAUGUUUGCUCCGGUUAUCCAUAGUGCACUCACUUCGCUGCUCGCUGUGAUCAUGCUGGCUUUUUCGGAGUUCAAUUUCAUAGUCAAUUAUUUUUUCCUUGUAUUACUCUGCGUGAUCGCCAUCAGCCUUGUGAAUGGCGUCUUCUUCUUCCCUAUUCUCUUGUCUCUGAUCGGCCCGUCGGCGGAAGUAAUUCCCAACGAUCAUCCGGAUCGUAUAUCCACGCCAACACCGCCGGCGUCGCCCGUCGUGAGAAGAUCCAAGCUGCCCACACCGCCGAGGAGAUCUCACAAAAUCGACAAUGCCCGGCUGCAUGCCGAGCCAUCGCUCACGACUAUCAGCGAGGAGCCUAACUCGUGGCACAGCACGCAAGAAUCCUGUAUUAUUGUCCAGCCGGAACUCAAGGUGGAGACCACGUCCACAUGUGGCAAUCAGAACUGUAGCGGUUCGGAUACGAGUGGGUCUAGUCGAACGUCGCCGGUUCCGCCCACGUCGCACAUCACCACUAAGGUCACCGCAACGGCGAACAUCAAGGUCGAAGUUCACACACCGUUGGCUGGUGGAAUGGAUCGUGAAAAAUGCCGGCACUCGGGCAGCAGUAGUCGAAGGAGCUCGCGCUGCAGUGCGAACAUUAAUGCUGGGGAGUCUUCCGGUUCCAGUUCUGAGCCAGAUUCAGACUCUAACGCAAAACAUUAAUAACAAGUACCGGGGGGACCGGCAGCUACUGCUCAAGUACCACGCAAAGCGGGGAAACACAGAAGGCUGACUAGGAUAGAUUAAUAGAUUUUCCAUUAUACCUCUUCCUGUUUUUUCUUCCUCUUUCCUCUCCCCCUCCCUUAUCCUUAGCACCCUAUUCUUCUGUUCUACUCUUUGUCUCAAGCGAAUAAUGUAACAUGAGUUGUCCUUACUCGGAUUUUUAAAAACGAAACAUAACAUAAAUUGCAUUUUUAUAUAUGUAUGUACGUGAAUAUUUUCGGAAAUAAUUUUGUUGCGUUUUUUAUCUUGUGUUUUGUGCAUCGAAUUUUUUAAGUCUUAAAUAGACUUUCUUUGUGAGAACCAACAUUGUAUUUACUUAAUUGAAAUUUAAUAUUAGGAGCGGACUAUGUUUACAUUUUUGACAAAUAUUAAUGCGUGAAUU